Messenger RNA from Cebus imitator (Panamanian white-faced capuchin), 1329 nucleotides. It is a transcript of the gene PRRT1B, whose product is annotated as proline rich transmembrane protein 1B. The record is from RefSeq and is a predicted model, not a curated record. Bases 1 to 807 code for a protein of 268 amino acids. NCBI's taxonomy places the organism in Eukaryota, Metazoa, Chordata, Mammalia, Primates, Cebidae. Gene Ontology annotation, cellular component: membrane. The transcript has 4 exons.
AUGGAGGCAGGAGCUGGAGGCGCAGGUGCCGGAGGGGCAGGGUCAGACACUAAAGGGGGCGAUAGCCCCGCCACCCCCGAAAACCCUCGGGGCCCCGCGCAGCCCGCUGCCCCCGAGGACCCCCGGAUUCCAGCGCACCCCGCGCUCCCGCAGCUCCCACGCCGCCCGCGGCCCCUGGACGAGGGGGGAGAGCCCAGCGAGGAUGGGGCCGCGGGGGGCAGCGAGCCCGCCCCGGAGGACGCCCCGGCCCAGGCGGCGGGCGAGGCUGGGCCGGGUUCCAAGGCGGCGGCCGGAGGCGCACCCCACAUCGGCUUCGUGGAGGAGCCCCCGCCCUACGCGCCGCCGGACCCCAAGGCCGCACCGCUGCUGUACCCGCCCUUCCCGCAGGUGCCCGUGCUCCUGCAGCCCACGGCGUCCGCGCUCUUCCCGCCACCCGCCCCGCUCUACCCGGCCGCGCCCACGCCACCCGCGCUCUUCCCGCCGCCCGCCGGGGCCGCCUUCCCCUUCCCAGUGUACAAUGGCCCCAUGGCUGGCGUGCCAGGCCCUGCCACGGUCGAGCACAGACCCCUGCCCAAGGACUUCAUGAUGGAGUCAGUGCUGGUGACCCUGUUCUGCUGCCUGCUCACUGGCCUCAUCGCCAUCGUGUACUCACACGAGACCCGCGCAGCCCUGGGCAGGGGUGACCUGGCCCAGGCUGAGGAAGCCUCGCGGAAGGCCCGCUCACUGGUGCUCUUCAGCCUGCUCUUUGGGGUCUUCGUGUCCACCAGCUGGGUCAUCUACGUGGUGGUGGCACUCUACCUUCCCUGAGGCUGUGGCUCCCGCCAGGAUGUCGGAUGCCGGGAUGCCCAGGGACAGGGGGCCACCAGAGGCGCCUCCUCUCAAGGCCUUCUUUAGACACUUGCCUUCAUCUGUGCCCCUGGGAGGCCCUUGUAGGAACCAAAGCCUUCACUGUCUUCAGAGCCAUCUGGAAGGACGCUGCAACCUCUGCCUCCCCACAACCUCCAGCCCAGCUCAGGCGAUCCGGCUGUCAGUAUUAUCUUUCCCUUGGGGAGAGUGGAGCAUGGUGGCCCCUGCCUGGUUGUUCUCCUACCCCUUCCCCAUCCGUAGGCGGAGCUUGCAGUGAGCUGAGAUCACGGCACUGUACUCCAGCCUGGGUGACAGAGUGAGACUGUCUCAAAACCAAACAAAUAAAAACAAUUGCAGAGAGAGAGGAGGAAGGGGACCCCCAGCUGAGCCACACAAGAUUGACGGCUCAAGCUAAAUCAAUUGCGUUCAGAGCAGCCAUGGCGUGCUGCUUACAACCCGGCACCCGGGGCUGAAACAGGAGAA